AUGUCUUAUAUUAAUUGUACUGUCAAAGAUCAAAAAAAUUUAUAUGAUGGAUAUAAUGAAACAUUCGAUACAAAUAUAUUAGAUGAUGAUAAAGUUGUUGAUGAAUUGGAAGAAAUUAUUGAAGAAGAUGGUGGAAAUAUUAUUGAUUUUCAUUCUUGUGAAUUAUUUCCAGAACAAGAAGCAAAAGAAUCUUAUUCAGAAGAAAUUGUUGUAGAAUUGCAAAGUAAUAAUACAGAUGAUAUUGAAAAUAAUCUAUCAAGAAUUGAAGAAUGGAUAAAAAACUGGAAAAUUUUGAAUAAUAACAAUUAA
Messenger RNA from Entrophospora sp. SA101, 309 nucleotides. The record is from the annotation of a GenBank genome assembly. Lineage: Eukaryota; Fungi; Glomeromycota; Glomeromycetes; Entrophosporales; Entrophosporaceae.